UCUUGUAGGCAGAACAACAGCAGCUGGAUCAGUUGGUUCCUCGGGAUCAAGGGCCACGAGCCCAUCGACUACAUUCAGGAGACGUUCAACCAGAUGGGCCUGGAGUACUUCACCGAGACACUGCAAGUGAUACUGAAUCCGGGGUUCGACAGUUCCUUGGACUGGGUCUUCGGCGAUGAGGAGAAGUGGUACGGCAUGAUCCACGCCCGAUACAUCAUGUCUGAACGAGGGUUGGAUAAUAUGCACCAAAAGUAUGAGAGAGGGGACUUCGAAGUGUGUCCAAAGCUCUCCUGUAUUCAGAAAGCCCUGCCUGUGGGCCCCAGCGACGUGUGGGUCAAGUCCAACGUGAAGUUCUUCUGCCCUCACUGUAACGAUACACAUCCUCACCAAAGACACUAG
Messenger RNA from Drosophila mauritiana, 399 nucleotides. RefSeq names its product stellate protein CG33243-like. The annotation marks the transcript as partial. Gene Ontology annotation, molecular function: protein kinase regulator activity. Lineage: Eukaryota; Metazoa; Arthropoda; Insecta; Diptera; Drosophilidae. The record is from RefSeq and is a predicted model, not a curated record. Gene Ontology annotation, cellular component: protein kinase CK2 complex; cytoplasm. The transcript has a single exon.